Molecule: messenger RNA, 1413 nt
Organism: Volvox carteri f. nagariensis
Lineage: Eukaryota; Viridiplantae; Chlorophyta; Chlorophyceae; Chlamydomonadales; Volvocaceae
Exons: 9
Coding region: 1-1413 (470 amino acids)
Source: RefSeq, a predicted model, not a curated record
AUGGCCUUCCCCCUCCGAACUCCUCUGCGGCCUUUUCAACCACAAGAUCGCCGGCAUCUUGUGACAGUACGUUCAUCAGACGAACUCGCGGCGCUUGCAGCUGAAGCUCAACGUGAAGCACUGGCGCGGGAACGAGACGCGUUGCUACGCCAGCCCGACGAAGCCUUGCGCGCCCGGUUGUUAAAGCACGGGUUUGCAGAGCAGACAUUACCGGAGGGAAGGACCGCGUUGUUAGACCUUCUGGCCGAGGCCAAUCUCAAGGCGAGGUCACAGGUUGUGUCGUACCCCCUCCGCAAGACCCCCCGCAGUCCCCGGGCCAUUAAGAGCUUCCUCGUGGCUCCCAUCGACGUGGAGGAUGUUGGUUUCGUGAACUUCCUCCUGGACAGCGGCAGCAGCGGGGCGCUCAUCACCGCCGAGCUCAGGGAGAGGCUGGGGCUGAGCCCGUCAGAUGGCCAGGUGGUCAAGGGGGUGGACAGCAGCGGCUUGACGUUGCGUCAGAAGGUGCGGCUGCCGGCCCUGAGGCUGGGUCCACAGAUGCUCAACAUACGGGACGCCUACGUCACCUCGCUCAAAUCCGACCACGAUAUCGACGUGGUACUAUUUCACCUCCCCUCCCCGAACCCGAAUAAAACCCGCUACCCCGUCACAAGCUCAGGCGGCGUUCUGGGUCUCAACUUCCUUCGCAUGUUCGAGUUUGAGAUUUGUCAGGACCGGCAGCGAAUGUCCUUCCACCCGCCGGGGCACAUCGACAAGGGGGUGCUGGAGGUGGAGGGCAUGGCCAAACUCAAUUGCGACGUGCUCAAGGGGGGGCUGUUGGGGGUGCCCGUGUCCCUCAACGGCUCCGCCCGCUUCCCCGCCAUAUUGGACCUGGGGGCCAACUUCUCCAUUCUCAACUGGCCGGCGGCCGAGCUGGCGGGGGUGAGGCGAGGAGGCGGCGAGGCGGGCGAAGGGGGCUCGGGUGGCAGCAGCAGUAGCAGCAUCGAGGAGAUCGCCAGUGUGGACGGGCAGCGGGGCAACCGCAUCCGCCGCGGCUUCCUGGAUGUGGUGCUGGGGGACGAAGGCGAGUGCUGGAUGGGUAGUGCUGUGUGCCCGGUUGAACACCGGCCGGCGGUCUGGGGGCAGCCGUCCGUGGGCCGUAUCCCGCAGUUGAUUUACUUGUGCUCCCUUUGCACCUCCCUGCCGCGAGUCACUCCCCCGGCCCCACCCCGUCCACCCGUGCUGCUCAACACGACACACACGUGUGCAGGCAGCCCCUACGUUCCCAGCCGCGCACUGGCACUGAUGGUUCGAGACAUUCCCUCCUUCUCCGCACUGGGCUUUGGGGACUCGCCCGUGAUGGUGCUGGGCUAUGACCUGCUGUCGGCCGACCGGCUGGUGCUGGACCUGCGGAACCAGCGCAUCUUUGUCAAGUAG